Molecule: messenger RNA, 2081 nt
Organism: Octopus sinensis (East Asian common octopus)
Lineage: Eukaryota; Metazoa; Mollusca; Cephalopoda; Octopoda; Octopodidae
Product: inositol polyphosphate 5-phosphatase OCRL-like
Exons: 1
Coding region: 9-1832 (607 amino acids)
Biological process (GO): phosphatidylinositol dephosphorylation
Cellular component (GO): membrane
Molecular function (GO): phosphatidylinositol-4,5-bisphosphate 5-phosphatase activity
Source: RefSeq, a predicted model, not a curated record
GCAUCACAAUGUCUCAGUUGGACGGUAAUAAAAUGUCCCAACCAGUCCAGACAAAACUCGAACUGGCCUACUACUUGAACGAACACCAAAAGGAAUACACGACAUACUCGUCCAUCAACAUAAUGUGCAUAACCUUCAACGUCAACUCCCGACUGCCAAAGGAAUCACUGCGAGAAUUAUUCCUUCCUCCUCCCGAAUAUCCCCUCCCAGAAAUAUACGCAGUGUCCCUCCAGGAAAUGGAUUUGGGCACAGAGGCCUUUCUGAGGUCGUCGGGGAUCACCGUCCGCGAACAAGAGUGGUUGUCCCUCAUCGACCGAUACAUGAAUGGAGGAUUCGUGAGGACAUCCCGACAGCGACUUUUUGGCAUCACACUUUUCAUUUACACGGCAAAUCACUGCCAGGGGGACAUUUCGUUGGUCAGGGAACAGUAUUUGGCCACUGGGCUGAUGGGACUGAUUGGCAAUAAAGGGGGAUUGGCUGCCACACUUCGUUUCCGUGACUCACAAAUCACGUUUGUGGGGUCACACUUUCCUGCCUAUGACGAGAAUGUUGCUGAAAGAAAUCAAAACUUUCGAGAUAUGGCAAAUACGUUUCUCCAAGACAGACAAGACGUGGUUUUUUGGUUGGGGGAUCUCAAUUACCGACUGACCAAUAUCCCAAACGACCAUGUCCGUUGGAAAGUCAAAAACGGCCGUCUUUCCGACCUCCUUGCGGCCGACCAACUGUCUGUCGGGCGACGGGAAGGGGAGGUGUUUGUGGACUACGAGGAGGCCCCAAUCACGUUCCCGCCGACCUACAAAUUCGACAGUGGGACUGACCAGUACGACUCGAGUGGGAAGGGCAGAGUCCCCGCCUGGACUGACCGUGUCCUCUAUUUCCACUGUCCUGCCAAUCCCGUCCAGUGUCUUGUCUAUCAAAGCCUUCCGAAUAUCCGUUUUAGUGACCACCGACCUGUUAGGGGACUGUUUUCCGUGCAAGUGGGGACCGUUGACCAACGGAAGAAGGAGAAGACGACGAAAUAUUUUUAUGAAGAGAAUUCCAGGAAGGAAAUGCACCUCCAGCCGAAGGUCCUCAUUUCUAGCAACGAACUUCGCUUUGGUGAGGUCUUUUUCAUGGAAAUUGUCGAACGCACAUUUUCCGUGAGCAACGUCGGGUCCACGGAAGCCCUUUUUGACAUUGAGGUGGCUGAUUCUGAGAAUGGACUGAGAAAAACGUGGGUCACCGUGGAGCCGCGGAGUCACCUCCUUCACCGCGGGACGUCGGUUACCGUGCACGUGUCUAUCCACAUCACCAGUCUCGAAUUGGAGUACUUCCGUGAAAAGAAAGGAAAGAUAGACCACAUGUUGAUCAUCAAGGUCAACGGAGGGUCACAUUAUUUCGUCUCGGUUGAAGGAUUCUUCCCUCCCACCUCCGUCGGACAGGAGCUCAAGUAUACGUGUUCUCUCGUGGAGCCAAUUGCCUGUCAGACACGGAGUGAAGUGGAUGGUUGUCAGAGGGAAUUGCCAGUCCCCAAAGAACUAUAUUUUCUGAUUGACUGUUUUCUGCGUCAAAGACAGGAGGACAUCCACACUUGUUUGGAGGAGGAUCGUCAAAGUGAGAUCUGUCAUAUUGUCAAGUGUAUGGACGGGUAUUGUCAGUGCUGUACUCCUGCCACUCUCGAGGGUGAUCAUUUAUUAAUAUUUGUAGCCUCAGCCCCGGCCACACUGCAGACAAUCCUCGUGAUUCUAAGCUGCCUUCCUGAGUCGUUGGUGAGUCCUGAUCUAAUGGAGUACUUUGAGAAUCCGUCGGUCUCGUCGGUGGUGAAGGUAUGGUUGGGGGUUAAAGGGAGGUGAUUGAGUUAAUGUCUUCUCACUGUCGACGGGUUCUGCUUUAUUUGAUGUCGUUCUUCCGCUUCAUUAGUCGUGGUUGGAGUGAACACGAUAAAUACUUUUUGGCAACGAGGAUUGAGCCGGUCUUGUUUAGUGGUGCAAAUUUAUACUUUGAGGGGGACGUGAACAAACGAAUUUUGUUCAUUCUUUAUUUCACUAAUGAGGACGACUUGACAUUUAACCAAAUUUGGGGGGAUAUUGACGCCAAGUACA